Messenger RNA from Naegleria lovaniensis, 264 nucleotides. RefSeq lists its product as uncharacterized. The transcript has a single exon. The record is from RefSeq and is a predicted model, not a curated record. NCBI's taxonomy places the organism in Eukaryota, Heterolobosea, Eutetramitea, Acrasida, Naegleriidae. The coding region runs from base 1 to 264 and encodes 87 amino acids.
AUGUCAACUCCAAUUGAUUUUUAUAAAUUUGAAGGAGAUGAAGAAUUUCUUUUGAAAAUGAUACAAAAAGAAAUUUAUUCCAAGAAGGAGAGAGAACAUGCAGAACAAGAGUUUUAUAAUCACGUCGAAAAUAAUUUAUUUAAUAUUUUAAAUUUAAUUACUAAAAAUAUGAAUAUUUCGGAAUUGGGAAAAUUAGACUCUCGAGAUUUGUUGAAACUCAUCGAGAAGUAUAUCAAUGAAGAUCAUAGAAAUGAAGAAAAUUGA